Momordica charantia (bitter melon) is the source of this 1765-nucleotide messenger RNA. RefSeq names its product tRNA (5-methylaminomethyl-2-thiouridylate)-methyltransferase. The record is from RefSeq and is a predicted model, not a curated record. Gene Ontology annotation, biological process: tRNA processing. Gene Ontology annotation, molecular function: sulfurtransferase activity. NCBI's taxonomy places the organism in Eukaryota, Viridiplantae, Streptophyta, Magnoliopsida, Cucurbitales, Cucurbitaceae.
GGAGCGAGAAGAAUGCGAGGACGGUGGAUAGAGAGACGAUUACAGUUAGAGUGAUGGUGAGAGUGGGAGUGAAGCCCAGCUGGUGCUCAAUUUUCAAUUACAGCUUCCCUCCCCUCCGCCCCUCAAUUUUCAGACCAGUCCUCUGCUUCUCCAAGCCUCGGCUCUUCCUCACCCGCUCCUCCGCCUCCUCUUUGCUACUCAAAUCCUCGGAGUCUUCUUCUUCUUCAGCUAAAGGCUUCUCGGAUGGCCUCUUGGACCCUUUUCUCUCUUGUUCCAUGCCCAACUAUCCGCUCAAAGUUGCCGUUCUUCUUAGCGGCGGCGUCGAUAGCAGCGUCGCCCUCCGCCUCCUCCACGCUGCUGGCCACUCCUGCACUGCCUUCUACCUCAAAAUCUGGUUUCAAGAAGACUUCGAUAAUUUUUGGUCGGAAUGCCCGUGGGACGAAGAUUUGAAGUAUGUUAAAGCUGUUUGUGAUCAGGUUGAUGUACCAUUGGAAGUCGUUCAUUUGACGGAGGAAUAUUGGAAGAACGUGGUUUCCUACAUAAUUGAAGAAUAUCGAUGUGGCCGUACUCCAAACCCUGAUGUCCUUUGUAACACAAGAAUAAAGUUUGGUGCAUUCAUGGAUGCAAUAAGCAAUAUGGAGUUUGAUUAUGUUGCUUCGGGGCAUUAUGCAAAUGUUAUUCACCCAUCUGCUGAUCAAAUGGACAGACCUUCGGUUUUAGAACUAUCCAAGGACACGGUCAAAGAUCAAACAUAUUUUCUAUCACAUCUCUCACAGUAUCAGCUUAAAAGACUUUUAUUCCCUCUUGGAUGUAUUCCAAAGGAUGAGGUUCGCAAACUUGCUGCAAAAUUCAACCUGCCAAACAAAGACAGAAAAGAUUCGCAAGGAAUAUGUUUCCUUGGGAAGAUAAAAUUUAGUGAAUUUGUUGCAAGACAUAUUGGGGAAGAGGAAGGUGUCAUAUUGGAAGCCGAGUCUGGAGAUUUCCUUGGUACACAUCGAGGAUUUUGGUUCUACACGAUUGGUCAACGCCAAGGUCUGAGACUCCCUGGAGGACCUUGGUAUGUUGUGGAAAAAGAUAUAAAGAACAAUGUAGUAUUUGUGUCGAGAAAUUAUUUCUCAUUUGACAAAAGAAGGCGCCUGUUCCGUGUUGGAUCACUUAAAUGGCUCACUGUUUCGCCCCCAGACCAAUUUACUGGGCUUCAAUGUAAGGUCCGACAUGGCCCGAGUUUCUAUAGUUGCAAUUUGACGAUGGAACGCGAUGAGGAUGGUCAUGAAGAUAUUGCAGUCGUCCACCUAAACGAAGACGAUCAAGGCCUUGCAGCUGGGCAGUUUGCAGCCUUUUAUGAGGGAAGGAGAUGCAUUGGGUCGGGUGUGAUUUUAGAAUCUUGGGAUGAUCAGGGGUUUCCUGUAUGUGAAAAGGCUCUUGAAAUUGCAGGAAUGGAAGAUAAAUCAAAGCUUGGUAAACCAGUAAAGAUAAAAGUGAAACCAGAGAGUGAUCUGAAAGAACAUGAACAUAAAGAAGAUACAAAAAUAGAAAUACAUGGCGAGUUGAGGAAUCAAAGGACCACUGCGGUCGAGCAAAUAGGAGAGACAUCUUCAGAUGAAGCAAUCACCCCAGCUCCAAUGAAAUGGCUUGGAAACCUUGGGAAGAAGUUGUUGCAGAUAUUUUAACUUUUGUCUCAGUAAAUUUAUGAAACGAAUCCUUCAUCUCAACCAUGCGAUGAAAGUGAACCCCAUAUCAUAAUCGAUAUUACUUUUUGUUUCCA